Molecule: messenger RNA, 3243 nt
Organism: Plectropomus leopardus (leopard coralgrouper)
Lineage: Eukaryota; Metazoa; Chordata; Actinopteri; Perciformes; Serranidae
Source: RefSeq, a predicted model, not a curated record
AUGACUUUCUUUGUGUUUCAGAGCGCGUCGGCGUUCCAGGCGUCGGUAAACGAUGACGGUCUGAUCGUGGUGAAGCUCGAGCGUUCGGACCUGCAGGAGAACGCCACGGCGUACGCCGCUCAGUUCUCCGGAGAGCCUCGGCCGAUCCUGGUUCAGUUCGCGAACACCAGCGAGCCGCUGCUGUUCAACACGUCGUAUCAUGGUCUCUGCUACACUGUGGGACUACUGGUCAAACUGGGACAGAGCUGGUCCAGACCCCUCAAGACUGCGUCUGUGCUCACAAAGCCACUUCCUGUCCGCAGCGUCCACAUAUCAGACUAUAAGGAGUCUCCGGAGACCGGCGUGGUGUUCGAGAUCGAGCCUCCGGCCGGAAAUGUUUUCAGCAGAGUCAACAUCAGCUACACGGAGGGACCGGAGCGACGGUCCAUGCUCUAUAAAGAUUUCUACAAAGGGAAGACGGUGUUCAAACACUGGUUACCCGGCAUGUGUUACCGUAACAUCACCUUCCAGCUGAUCUCCGAGGCCACAGUGUACCAGACUGCACUGGUGACACACAGCGACAUCACACACACACCUGUGCACCACAGGACAGUGCCGUACCCGCCGCUCAACAUUUUCCGUAAGAUCGUCCACCUGAGCCAGAGGGCGCUGCCGGGUCAAGUCCCCGACACGGUCCCCCCUGAGGGGGGCGAGGACAGCCGGAGAGCCUCCCGUCGCGCCCGGGACGUCCCUCUGAUGGAGGAGCAGGAGGAAGAGGAGGAGGAGGAGGAUGUGCACACCGAGGAGGCGAACGCGGAGCAAGAGGCCGUUACUCGGUUCCCCUUCAGCGCGACACAAAACAUGACGGGCGCCAACCAGACGACGCCUGAGACUCAGAGCUACUGGCUGGACCCGACCGACGUGGCUCCUGCAGACCGGGAUGAGGAGUUCGUUAACGCCGUGGUGUCGGAGUACGAGGACUCCAACGAGCCCGGUUCAGCCAUGGGUCUCCCCGGCGAGGCCGCCGUCCUGCCCACCAAACUGCCCCCGAUCCUGCUGGAGCUGCGCUGGCUGCCGCCCAGACCCCCGACCAGCUACGACGGCUUCAACAUCUACAUCUACAGAGAUGGUAACUCGACAGAAACGGCCACCGUGGAUGAAAACACUCACGAGUUCUUCACCGAGUUAACGGAGCCGGGAACGUACCGAGUCCAGGUCACCACGCUCAGCUCGUCUGGAGACUGUGAGGCCCGAGAGAGCGCCGCCGACACCGGCUUCACCUUCUACCUCAGUCCUGGCGGCGAGCUGCUGGAGGAUCUCCGGGAGCGUCCUCAGGCCGUCAGCGUCAGACUACUGGACUCGAGCACCGCCGCCGUCAGCUGGGCUUCGUCCUCCGAGAACCACAACGGCAGCCUGGUGUCGGUGGUCUCCACCACCUGCCUCCGACCGAGUCUCAGCCAGAGGAUGGAGAACACGUACUGCAGCGAGGAAAACUCCACGAGUGACAUCAUCACGAACCUGACCCCCGGCGCUCAGUACCGAGUGGUGGUUUAUCACACCAACGGACCCCUGAUGAGUCCUCCGUCUGAACCCGUCAUCAUCGAUAUAGAGCCCACGGGCGUGCUGGAGCUGGCCGUUUACCCUCUGAGCCCGACGGCGGUGAUCCUGAGCUGGCAGCGUCCGUACCACGUCGCCUUCAGGAAGUACGUCCUGCAGACCUUCUUCUUCAACCCCGUCACGCUGGCCUCAGAGUGGACCACCUACUACGAGAUCGCCGCCGCCGCCUCCGUCAUCGCCUCCAGAGUGACGGAUCUGCUGCCGGCCUGGUAUUAUAAUUUCCGUGUUUCCAUGGUGACGUGGGGCGACCCGCCGCUCAGCUGCUGCGACAGCUCGACCGUCAGCUUCGUCACAGCUCCUGAGGCUCCUCACAUCUCCUCGGUGGAUUACUCUCACGGCGUCCUGUACGUUCGCUGGACGUACGGCGAGCUCUUCAUCGACCUGUCGCACUCCCGGAUGCUGCACUGGCAGGUGGUCGCCGUCGGCAAGAAAGGACCAGAGAGGAGCUACUCCAUCGACGUGACUCGUAACGUGAUGCGGGCCAGCCUCCCUCUGCCUCCAGGUGACAUCUACAACCUGACGGUGACGGCCUGCACAGAACGCAGCAGGAACACGUCCAUGCCAAACAUCAUCAAACUGGAGCCGGCUGCUCCCAGGUCGCUGUACGCCGUGAACGCCACCCACUCAGCUGUGACUCUGCUGUGGACCGAGGAGGGAGUGGUCGACUACUACCAGGUCCUCUGUAAACCCAACAAACCCAGCAAGGAGUUCAAGGCUCGCGAGCCUCAGACGGCAAACUCUCACGUGGUGACGGUGUCCGGUUUGAUGCCCUCGUCCACCUACAACUGCACCGUCACCAGCUUCAGCUACAGCACGGCCAGCAAGCCCGCACACAUCACCAUCAGCACCGCCGCUAAAGAGAUGAACCCGAGCGUAGCGGCGAUCUCGGCUCUGGCCAUCCUCAGCAUCCUCCUCAUCAGCCUGCUGGUUCUGUUUCUGCUGGUCCUCCGUAAGAAACACCUGCAGAUGACCAGAGAGUGCGGCGCAGAGACGUUCGUCAACUUUGCCUCGUUUGAGAGAGACGGGAAGCUUCCUUAUAACUGGCGAAGAAGCCUCUUUGCCUUCCUUACCCUACUGCCAUCCUGCCUUUGGACUGACUAUCUUUUGGCUUUUUAUAUUAAUCCUUGGAGCAAGACAGCUUUAAAGAAACGGAAGCUAACAAGUCCCGUUCAGCUGGACGACUUUGACGCCUACUUCAAAGAAAUGAGCAAAGACUCGGCCUACAAGUUCUCUCUGCAGUUUGAGGAGCUGAAGAGUGUCGGUCUGGAUCUUUCCCAUGAUGCAGCAGACCUGCCCGUCAACAGGCCGAAGAACAGAUACACCAACAUCCUCCCCUACGACUUCAGUCGGGUGAAGUUGAUCUCGAUGCACAACGAUGAAGGUUCAGAUUACAUCAACGCCAACUACAUCCCUGUGAGUCACUCCGUCGUCACCCUGAGGGAACAUUUGGAGUGCAGAUAUGAAGCAGAUCGCACUGAUGACAAGAAACACUGUUAUUUAAAAAAAAAACACUACAAAACAACUCUCUCAUGUAGAAAAGUGUCAGUUGAAGAGCCAAAUAAAGUGCAGCUGUGUCCAUACACAGACCAAAUAAACUCUGCAGACGCCCGCGGCUCUCCGCGGAGAAAGAAAGUUGGUCGGUUGUGA